CAGAUGCAUUGCCAUGACUCUGAGGGGGAUAGUUCAAGACACAUGCGAAUGGCGAUGGCCUAAACAUUUCGCUGUUCCCUAAACGAGCUAGAGCGCCACUGCUCUGCCUUUGCCAUUGGAAGUUGUCCAUCCUGGAGCACGUUUUCCAACGUUUGGCAUCGUAGCAAAAUGGAGUUCUAUGGAGAAGAGGGAUCUGCGGCAGAGCUGAAGGGUACAACUCUAGUGGUUCCUGCCAUCUCGAUCGGCAACGUCGGCCAGCUCGCCAUCGAUCUCAUCAUCACAGGCCUUGAUCUGAAGCGGAUUGGCUUUCUGGAGGAGCCAAAUGUCCUCCCCUGUGCUGGGAAUGAUGCGGUGGGCCUCACCAGCGAGGGGAUCAUGAGCACAAGCCUAGAGGUGUUCCAAAGCUCGUCCGGCUCCAUCACUAUCGUCCAGCAGCGGGCCCCGUACGCCCCCGGCCGGCUCAAAGCGUACGCUCAGAACCUGUCGGAAUGGGUGAAGCGCAGCGGCUUUCAGAAGGUCGUCGUCCUUUCAGGACUGGAUGCAGGGAAGCAGCUCGCCGGCCACUCUCUGCCGCAACAGCGGGUGCGCUACACUGCCGCGACAGCUGCUGUAAGCCAAGACGAGAGAGCCACAUCAGCGGAAACGGGACCCGGAUCUGUAGGUCUUGAGCGGAAGUGCGAGGAGUUAGGGUGGCCCAUCCUAGAAGAUCUGGCGCCAUCAGAGGGGCCGAAUGGACACGGGCAGGAGGAAACUUCAUCAAGCAAUGGGACUUCGUACGGGUCAAUGUUUGGCAUCGAAGGGUCGGGGGCUACGGGAUUGGAACGGGGUCAAUGGUGGGGCCCGGGAAAGGCGUACCAGAGGACUGCUUUUUGGAAAAUGUCGGAAGCUCUCAAGGAGCAGGGCGUGAGCGUGCUGUCGCUGCUUCUGCUGUGCUCAGAGGGCGACAACGUCCCGGACGGGCUCGCCCUGGCGACCGCGCUUGACUCGCUUCUAGGACUCCGUGGCGAUCAAAAACCAGGCAAUGGCCCCAGCGGUUGGGACAUCCCCAGCUCUUGGGCUUCUAUAUAUGGGCCACCACCGGACACGUCGCUCUUUGGCUGAGCUUCCGCUUCGUGCUAGUGAGCAGGAAAAAUUCCGUGGAUUCAAAUCUGCGAUUCUGAUGGCGAAGGUCGAUGCAGGUGGGGUGAGCAUAAGUGAAAAACACGUCGACAAAUCUGGAGCUGCGCUCAACAGAUUGCUGACACAGAACAUAUAUCCGACGUGCGUGACACUGUUUGACAAUUGCACACGUUCGUUGAGUGACCGAGCCUGGAUGCAUGUAUCAGUACUAGUUCAAUCACCACCUCAGGC
Molecule: messenger RNA, 1350 nt
Organism: Klebsormidium nitens
Lineage: Eukaryota; Viridiplantae; Streptophyta; Klebsormidiophyceae; Klebsormidiales; Klebsormidiaceae
Source: the annotation of a GenBank genome assembly